Talaromyces atroroseus is the source of this 1977-nucleotide messenger RNA. RefSeq lists its product as hypothetical. Lineage: Eukaryota; Fungi; Ascomycota; Eurotiomycetes; Eurotiales; Trichocomaceae. The record is from RefSeq and is a predicted model, not a curated record. Gene Ontology annotation, molecular function: DNA-binding transcription factor activity, RNA polymerase II-specific; transcription cis-regulatory region binding; zinc ion binding. The transcript has 3 exons. Gene Ontology annotation, cellular component: nucleus. Gene Ontology annotation, biological process: positive regulation of transcription by RNA polymerase II. Bases 1 to 1977 code for a protein of 658 amino acids.
AUGAUUUCUCGCGAUCCCGCCGCGAGACCAAUCACCCGUAGACUAAGGCGGCCCCCCAUGUCGUCGUAUCACUCCCGAGCCAAGACCAAGACCUUCACGGGCUGCUGGACAUGUCGCGAGCGCAAGGUGAAAUGCGACGAGGGCCGUCCCAGCUGCCAGCAAUGCAUUGGCAGGGACUUAGAAUGUAAAGGGUACGCUCAGCGCCUGCAAUGGCUCGCUCCACUGACAGCGACUGGCGGCGGCUGCAAAGUCCCCACCGCCUGCGACAGUGUGGGACUGGGGAUAUCGCACCGGAGGAUCAUGUUCUGCGAUCGCAAACUCGACGCGCUGCUCCAUCAAAUCGACUCCUCGGGCCUUCUCACCGCUGCCUGCGGGCCGUUCUCUGUGUUCCCUGCGACCGAGGCUUGUCUUCAUGAGUCGGCGCCAACGUCAUGCGCUUUCGACGACGCCUUGAUAGACGAUGACUUGCUGCAGUAUGCAGGUCGCUCGCCGGAACUGGCCUCGCCAGCGAAUAACUUCGUCGUGGAACCUUGGUCGUGGAGAGGCAGCGAAUCCCCAGCGGAAUCCCUGGUCACAGCCAGCAGUCCUGGCGACACCACCGAUAUCACAUCAAUCAGCCCGAGUCCCACCCCACUGACUCCAUCUCGAGUGCCAGCGCACGUGGAGUGGCUGCUGCAUCACUACAAGACGGACAUCGUCGACCUCAUGACGGCCGUGACUACGCCGAAGGGCCCGUGGAAAACGGUGCACCUGCCUCGCGCCCUCCAGGGCUGCGGAGAACUCGCCUUUCGGGGCACGACAUCGCACGCCCGCAACGCGCUGCUACAUGCUCUGCUCACCAUUAGCGCCUACAACCUGGCGGCCAACGGCCACGGACAGGGGCAGGCAUUGGACGCGCAUAGCUGGCGAGAGGUCGCGCUUAAGCACACUGCCCAGUCGCUCACGUAUCUGAAAUCGUGUCUCCAACCGGGCUGCCCAGUGUCGGAGAGGGGCAAAUACAAAGAGGUUCUGGCGGCGAUGCUGUCCAUGAUCACCAUCGAGGUCUGUUCCGGAGACACAAGCUCCUCCAAGUGGCACCUUAAGGGUAUUGAGGACUUCAUUCACACCACUCAGCGCAAGCCUGGCCGCCGCUACUCGAGAAAAGCACAAUCCUUGCACCGCGACUACGUGUAUCUGCGCAUCAUGCGAGAAGCAACGGAUCUCCAAUGCGCCGCACUAGAUGCCGACCUGGGUCCCUGCUCAGAGGCGACGACAGCAUGGCUCUGCAGGCCGCUGUACUUUUUAGACAGCCUCAAUGUACCCGACAUGUGGCUCCAGGACUCGGGCCCGGGGGACUCCAUCGACCAUUCAGCCUGCGAGUUUGUUUACGGUGUUCCCUUGGAGCUGCUUGUUCUCGCGAGUAAGACGUCCGAACUCAUCCGCCGCAAGAGGACCUUUGCGCGACACCACCCGGGCUCAGUUGCCCCCGCGCCCUUCCUGAGCAUGUGCGACGACCUUGAACUCCAGAUUCUCAAGUGGCCGGUGGACCGUAUGGUGGAGAACAUCGCUCAGCUACCUAUUGCUGAGGAGUCACAAAGACUCAUCACGCACCAGACGCGCGCCUUUCUUCAGGCCGUCAUCAUCUACUUCUCCCGGCUUGUGCGCGGCGUACACCGACGCCACCUGCAGCCCUAUGCCGAGAGCAUCAUCGACCACCUCGAGACCGUCGAGCGUAUCAAGUGCGAAGCAAAUCUCACUACGGGCUGUAUCUCAUGGCCCUGGUUUGUGGGUGCCGCCGAGACCAUGACUGAGGACCUGCGCGGGCGUUAUCUGCAAUGGUCUAGAUCAAUCCGAUUCUACAAGCUCGGCGCAUACGACAAGGCUACUCUGGUGAUCUCGAAGGUCUGGGAGCGCGAUAAGACGGACAAGGGACUCGCGCCCGUUUGCGACUGGCCAACCAUUCUUGAGGCGGAGGAUAUCAGUCUCAUGCUAAUGUGA